UUGGCUGGAGGUAAGUUGAGAUUUGCUGACCGAGAAAAGUGGCUCGCAAGUGCGUUGUAAAUAUGAGUUAAACUUUGUCGCAGACGAUUUUGAGGAGAAACCAACGAUGACUGCAGCCAAGUCUAUUGAAAUUUAAAUUUUUACCCUCCUGCAGGAAAUUAAUUUAGUUUUAUUGUAAACAAAAUUUAUACCAACUCAGUUUAAAAAGAUUCUAUUGUUUUCAUCAUGGAACAUUUAGUUGGUUUGAUACGAAGACACGAUUCGGAAGCCCGAGAGAGACUGUUGGAGGCUGUAGCCAAGCUGACUAGGAAAGUAAAAUUUAAACGAAAUCAUGUUUUAAUUCACCAACAUAGGCUCAAAUUUUUUGGAUUAGACGAUGAGCGCUUGGAUUUUGCCUAUCUGUACAUGUUACACAACGACCUGGAAGAGGAGAGGACUGCAGUCAUGUGGAGGUUGCUUGGACAGUAUGAUUGGCAUACCCCCAUCCCCUUGGCUGGAGCCCCACCUGCUCACAACAUCCCCAUGGCGCAAGCACCACCAGUUUUCAAACGUCCUGCCUCCUAAUUCCCCUCCUGCUGCAGCACCCAAUCGCAAACGUUAAUCGUCUACGAGUUCAAACUGAAUUGACAAGCAAAUAAACCCUUACAAACGAAUA
Folsomia candida is the source of this 655-nucleotide messenger RNA. RefSeq lists its product as uncharacterized. Lineage: Eukaryota; Metazoa; Arthropoda; Collembola; Entomobryomorpha; Isotomidae. The record is from RefSeq and is a predicted model, not a curated record. Bases 226 to 564 code for a protein of 112 amino acids. The transcript is spliced from 3 exons.